Messenger RNA from Heteronotia binoei (common prickly gecko), 748 nucleotides. It is a transcript of the gene LAMTOR4, whose product is annotated as late endosomal/lysosomal adaptor, MAPK and MTOR activator 4. Gene Ontology annotation, molecular function: guanyl-nucleotide exchange factor activity. The transcript is spliced from 4 exons. The record is from RefSeq and is a predicted model, not a curated record. Lineage: Eukaryota; Metazoa; Chordata; Lepidosauria; Squamata; Gekkonidae. Bases 203 to 571 code for a protein of 122 amino acids. Gene Ontology annotation, cellular component: lysosome; Ragulator complex. Gene Ontology annotation, biological process: cellular response to amino acid stimulus; positive regulation of TOR signaling.
GAAGGAGGGGUUCCGCUCUGGCCUCGCCGGUCUAUGCCAGGAAGCGGAAGUGGCGGCGGGGGGCGGUCUAGCCCCGCCCCCUCCAACCCAGGCCUGCUCCCAGGAAGCCCCGCCCCCUCCGACCUGCUCCCAGGAAGCCCCGCCCCCUCCCCCGCAGGGCCCUGAGGCGGAAGGAGGGGUUCCGCUCUGGCCGCGCCGGUCUAUGCCAGGAAGCGGAAGUGGCGGCGGGGGGCGGUCUAGCCUAGCGAGCGGCAGCAGCAGCAGCACCAUGACGACGGCGCUGACGCAGGGCCUGGAGCGCGUCCCCGACCAGAGCGGCUACCUGGUGAUCUGCGACGGCGCCGUGCUGGCCUCCUCCGGCGACCUGGAGAACGACGAGCGGACGGCCGGCGUCAUCUCGGAGCUGGUGAGCACCGCCUGCGCCUUCCGCCUGCCCCGCUGCCCGGAGGAGGUGCCCUUCCGCCGCAUCUCCGUGGUGUUUGGGGAACACACCUUCCUGGUGACCGUCUCCGGCCAGAAGCUCUUCGUGGUCAAGCGCCAGAACAACGUCCGGGAGCCCGUCAUGGUCUGAGCUCUUCGCAGGUGGGGGGGGCAGGAUGGAAGCAGACCCCCCCUCUCCCGGGCUCAGCAAGGAAGCCCUCCCUCCCCUCCUUCCAGAGCAUGCGCCCAUCUUUGUGUUGGGCAUGGGGCAUGGCAUGUCAAAGGUUUUGUGUAUCUGUCUUGCAGCAAAAUAAACACUUUCCCACAA